UAUAUAUGAUGUAUUUUGUUUGAGAAAAGAUUGCUGUUGUAUUUUGACUUAUUUUUAUUAAGGAGAACUCUACACUCACUAGUUUUUAUAACGCCGGCAUGCUUGUUUAUUUGAUAUAAAAAUAAUCUUGUUAAUAUUGAUUGAUUAUUCAUUUUACCUGAAAAUUUGUAUCACGGUAUUUUCAAUAGUAAGGUAAUUUUAAUAAAUACCUUGAGCUCUUAUCAUAGUCAUGGAUGACACCAAAAACGACGUGAAUAAUGAUAUGAAAAUUGAUUUAAUACUUUCUGGAUCAGAAAUUUUUAUUUGGAGUGCUGAUGAUUGGCUUAAGUUAAGGCAGAAAUAUAAAAUAUUAGGUGAUUGUAUUGGUUGUAUUGCAAAAAAACCAAGACAAGAUAUUCUUCUUGGGCUUCCAAUGCUCUUGCAUCCUGAAGAAGCCAAACUCUUGUUAGAUAAAGGUGUAGUGCGAAUGAUUCAACAACCUAUGUUAAGAGAAACACCAACUGAGUCAUUGAAACAGAAGUUUGAAGAGUAUAGAAAUAAAUUAUUUAUAGAGCAGCAACAAUGUUUAGUCGAUCAACGAAGAACUCAAAUCAUUUCUGUAAUGGAUAAUAUUGUUGAAGGUAAAAGAAGAAAAAUAUUAGGUUUGCACAUUACAAAAAAGAAUUUGAAAAAGCCACUUGACAGUGAAACAAGAAAAUCAUUAGACAGUAUAGAAAUUGACAGAGAUGCAUUAUUGGAAGAAGAAUUAGCUAAGUUACCAAAGUUAGAAAAACAAGAUGCAUUAAUACAAACACCAACGGCUUAUCCAUGGCAUACUGAUGCAAUCAAAGUUGAAAAUUGGAAUUAUCCUUCUUCUGAGGAAGAAUCCUUUAGAUAUAGAGUAUUUAAGGAUUUUUGGGAUCAAGGUUACUUUGUAUCAACUGGACAAAAGUUUGGCUGUGAUUUUUUAGCAUAUCCGGGUGAUCCUAUAAUGUUUCAUUCUCAGCUAUUAAUUCAUUGUAAAAAUAGAAAUGAAGAAAUAUCUGUACCAGAGCUUGUAGCAUUCAGUCGCAUGGGCAGUCAUGUAAGAAAGAUUGUAGUUUUUGCUACUCUUUCUGAAGACGGUAAAAAUAUUGAUUACUUUUCAAGCAGAUGGGCAGAUUCGUCAAUGGGAGAUAUUUAGACCAAUUGUACAAAGACUAAACACAUUACAUUUAUUAAACUUAGAAAAUAUAUUAAAUUUUACAACAUUGCCAGAA
Messenger RNA from Phymastichus coffea, 1238 nucleotides. RefSeq names its product tRNA-splicing endonuclease subunit Sen34 (gene Tsen34). The coding region runs from base 230 to 1162 and encodes 310 amino acids. Gene Ontology annotation, biological process: tRNA-type intron splice site recognition and cleavage; tRNA splicing, via endonucleolytic cleavage and ligation. The record is from RefSeq and is a predicted model, not a curated record. Gene Ontology annotation, molecular function: nucleic acid binding; tRNA-intron lyase activity. Gene Ontology annotation, cellular component: tRNA-intron endonuclease complex. Lineage: Eukaryota; Metazoa; Arthropoda; Insecta; Hymenoptera; Eulophidae. The transcript is spliced from 6 exons.